Molecule: messenger RNA, 2027 nt
Organism: Drosophila bipectinata
Lineage: Eukaryota; Metazoa; Arthropoda; Insecta; Diptera; Drosophilidae
Gene: sgl
Product: UDP-glucose 6-dehydrogenase sgl
Biological process (GO): glycosaminoglycan biosynthetic process
Cellular component (GO): nucleus
Molecular function (GO): NAD binding; UDP-glucose 6-dehydrogenase activity
Source: RefSeq, a predicted model, not a curated record
ACACAACCAUAGUGGGAUUUCUAACGUAAACAAACCAAAAUCGGAACUAAAGUGCAAUGAAGGUCUGCUGCAUUGGCGCUGGAUAUGUCGGCGGUCCGACCUGUGCGGUCAUGGCGCUAAAAUGCCCGGACAUCGUGAUAACCCUGGUGGACAAGAGCUCCGAGCGCAUUGCCCAGUGGAAUUCCGAUAAAUUGCCCAUCUACGAGCCCGGCCUGGAUGAUGUGGUCAAGAAGUGUCGCAAUGUGAACCUGUUCUUCUCCACGGACAUCGAGACGGCCAUCAAGGAGGCCGAUCUCAUCUUCAUCUCCGUGAACACGCCCACCAAAACCUGCGGCAGUGGCAAGGGUCGCGCGGCGGACCUCAAGUAUGUGGAGAGUGCAGCGCGAAUGAUUGCCGAGAUCGCCCAGUCCAACAAGAUUGUGGUGGAGAAGAGCACGGUGCCGGUACGUGCGGCGGAGAGCAUCAUGCACAUACUCCGGGCCAACCAGAAGCCAGGCAUCCACUACGACAUCCUGUCCAAUCCGGAGUUUCUGGCCGAGGGCACGGCCAUCAACGACCUCCUGAAUGCCGAUCGCGUUCUCAUCGGUGGGGAGGAGACACCCGAGGGACACAAGGCCGUGGAGAAGCUGUCGUGGAUCUACGAGCACUGGAUACCCAAGCAGCACAUCCUGACCACCAAUACGUGGAGCAGUGAACUGUCCAAGCUGGCGGCGAACGCCUUCCUGGCCCAGCGCAUCUCCAGCAUCAAUUCCCUGUCGGCGGUCUGCGAGGCAACCGGAGCAGAUGUCUCCGAAGUGGCUCGAGCCGUGGGCUUGGACUCCCGCAUCGGAUCCAAGUUCCUGCAGGCGUCGGUCGGCUUCGGGGGCAGCUGCUUCCAGAAGGAUAUCCUGAAUCUGAUUUACAUUUGCGAGAACCUGAAUCUGCCGGAGGUGGCUGCCUACUGGCAGCAGGUGAUCGACAUGAACGAAUACCAAAAACGCCGAUUCUCGCAGAAGAUCAUCGAGAGCUUGUUCAACACGGUGUCCGACAAGCGGAUAGCCAUCCUGGGCUUUGCCUUCAAGAAGAAUACGGGCGAUACCCGUGAAACGGCUGCCAUAACUGUGUGCCAAACCCUGUUGGAGGAGGGAGCCAAGUUGGACAUCUACGAUCCCAAGGUGGAGCCCGAACAGAUUAUCGAUGACCUUACCCAUCCUUCGGUCACGGAGUCGCCGGAGUACGUGAAGGAGGCCGUCCAGAUCCACAGCGAUCCGUACAGUGCGGUGAGAGCCACCCAUGCUCUGGUCAUCUGCACGGAGUGGGACGAGUUUGUGGACCUGGACUUCAAACGCAUCUACCAGUCGAUGAUGAAGCCGGCCUACAUCUUCGACGGUCGCAAGAUCCUCGACCACGAGAGACUGCAGCAGAUCGGCUUCCACGUCCAGACCAUCGGCAAGAAGUACCAACGCGCCGGACUGCUGAGGUCCUGGGGCAUUGUGCCGCAGCUUUAGGCGCAGAGGGGGGCGGCGGUGGUGGCAUUUACACUUAAAGUUGGCGAAAUUUCCAGUAUUUGCGAGACUAAAUUGUAAAUAUCCGUAUCUGAGUGUGUGUAAGAGUGGCUCGAGGGCACGAGUUCUAGACCAAGAAUUUCCUAAUUUUGGAGUGCAAUUCUAAAUUUUUAGUUUAGUUUUCCUGUGAAUUUUGAAUCAUCACUACUUGAAACCCUUGUAUCUAUAACUUAAUUAUAAUAUUAUUGGAAAAUUGCAUAUACAUUUCAUAAACAAUUAACUUAAAGGACGAAUUUGUAAAAGUUUUAAGGAAUAAUUCCAUUAAUUUCGUAUCUUUCUAAAAGUCGAGCCAUUCUAAAGUGUGUGUGUUCAUAUAUAGUUAAAGUAUUCCGCUUGGCAAGUCCGAGGGGAGUCCCCGAAACCGUAUUUGUAUUCCUAUAUCUAUUACCGUGUGGCAAUAUAUACCACCGCAGGACAAUCCUCACCUGCGGGGCUCAAUAAAACAAGCAUUUACACGAGAGCAUGUAAAUUUUAUAAAAAUAA